Messenger RNA from Amoebophrya sp. A120, 2933 nucleotides. NCBI's taxonomy places the organism in Eukaryota, Dinophyceae, Syndiniales, Amoebophryaceae. The record is from the annotation of a GenBank genome assembly.
GUCCAUGAUCCCUACCAGACGAUCCCAAGCCCUAUUUCGGUGGACGAUAACUAGGCGUUGUUGUUUUGCAAUAAGUAGUAGUCAAAGCUGCAAAGAGCAAGACAAUUCAGUGAAGAUCGUGCGGAGCGAUUCCCAUUACUGCUCAGUUUGGCGCGCCCCGAAGAUCAUCCUCGACGUUGAUUAAUCUAGACAGCCCAAGAAUGCCGCACGUUUAUUUAUCCAACCAGAAGGUCGAGCGUGGGCCUGCAACAAGAGCAGAGUUGCAGCGUGCCGCCCGAAACUGGAAGUUGGCACAGGAGGCACCAAUCUUACAAGCGAGUGCAGCGGAGCGCCGUGCGAAAUUGAAAGAGGCCAGGAUGAAAUUACGAGGUCAAGAAGUACAAGUAGUAGGAGAACAGGCAACAGAAGUGGGGGCAGGUGGGGACGCAGCACAAGCAGGAUCCUCUUCCUCAAGUGCAAGUACAAGUACAAAAUCCACCCACGACGUCGAGGACACAAGCAAACUACAUGAAAAUGCAAAUGGUACUGCACUGACCAACACCGAGCAAAACAUAGGUGUAGGUCUGACGGGAGCAGCAGCAGUGCCAGGAACGGAAGCCGCUCAAGCGCAGCAAGAGGACGUGACGAGCAACGUGGCUCAAGGGAGCCCGACCCAGACCGAACAUGACACAGCGAGUACACCGAGUGCGAUCGAAAACGACCCUGCUACCCCCACCUGGUCAGUCUUUUUUAAUUUUAUCUCAGUACAAGUACAACAACAACUCUAGUAAUAGUAUUAGCAUACGCUUUUCGUUUUGGGACUGGUUUUCAAAUUCAAUAAAUGUCAAGUACCAGCAGCAGGAAAAGGAAGUAGAUCAACCUGAAAAUAUAUGGAUUUCUUCGCAUUUCUGUUGAUUAAAGCCCACAAAAGACCUGGCCGUUUAUUGCGAGUGUACGCUCAACCACAACCUCAACCUGAAAAAUAUCAAACGAAAUGGAGGAACUACAGGAGGAAGACGUCUGCGGUACUAGUACCGAUGAGCAGCAGCAGCGAGGACGAACAGGAAGAAGAAGCGGACGACCACUCGAGUACUCGCACGCCUUCGCAGGAGUUCGGAGAAGGAGCACAAGGGCAUCAACCGGCAUCCGGGAAGAAGGAUAAGAUGAACGAAUCUUCGAUUGCAUCAGAAUCGACUAGCCCGACCUUGAUUCUUCCCGGAAAUGCUGGCACUGGCAGUGAUGUUGAGCAUGAAGGUCGUGCACAAGUUGUACAACUCUACGAGGAGAACAGCGCUCACGAGCAAGUGGAAGACGAACAAGUUGUGCUGCAGGAAAAGCAACUCUGCGAGAAGAACAGCGCUCACCACGAGCAAGUGGAACUACACGAACAGGUUGUGGAGGACGACAACGUAAAAAUCAACGAUAGCAAGAAGAAGAACACCUCCAUUAAUACCAGCGAGCAAAAGCACGAAGACUGUGUGGAGAUCAUGUUGAAGCCUGACUUGUGCCACGACGAGGACAACAUCUUCAUCGGGCACCAGCUCAAGGAUGAUCAUCACGGGAUGAAGUACGACGCAGUGGAUGAUGACCAUGACGAGAAGCUGCAGCUUCUGGUGGAGAAGUUCUUCGUUGUCAAGGCGAACAAACUAGUAGCGUCCGUGUUUUUCGUAUGGCGAAAGCACAAGAAUAUUUCCCGACGCCGCCGUGCCGAAGCUCUCUCGUUCGGCUCCUUGGCUCCUGCCCUCGCGGUGCAACAAGCGAUCCCAGGUUUUCAUCGGCUAGACUUUUGGGCACGGGUGGACCAGUUGAACAUCCGGCUUGAUCAAGGUUUCGAUUUUACUUGCGACGAUCAUGAAAUCGUAAGGUUCAACAAACAACAAGAACGUUGUAGUGCUCGCGACGAGAAGGAAAAUAAUACUAGUCCGCUCGGUACUUCUAUUGGCGACGAAGCAGCAGGACAAGGACAGGUAGGCCCCGAGGAGGACGUCGUAGUUGACCAGAUGAAGGCUACUUCUAUUUUGUUGAGCCAUGUUGAUGAGGAUGAGGACCGCGACAGAGCGGCUGAGCUGGGUGAUGAGGCUGAGCGGUGUGUUGAGACCACCGACCACGAGCAAAACGUCGAAACGAACGAAACCACUGAAGACCACGAGCAACAAAGCGUUGAAAACUGCUCAACAGAGAAGCACCUCCGUCUGGACCGUGACUGGUCGUGGAUGAAUUCCAAUUCUACUUCGGAACAAAACGAAACAGAAAUUUCGACGAAAGACGCAUGCGGAAAAAUCGCGGAGGACGACGGUUCGCGGGUGAAUGUCGACGCGCUGAAAGCAUUUCGCAGACAGGCAAUGCAGGACACAGCAGCUGCGCGAUCGCGGAAAAAAACAUCUUCGAGCCGACACUAUGCAUUGCAAAAGUAUCGUACUAGUAUAAAUCGCAUGACAAGUUUGCUCAGCAUGAGAAAUGAAAUUUGUCAUGCUGUUUUGCCUUGUUGGAAAGGAGAUUUGUAAUGCAUGACUGCAAUUACUACGAGUGCGAUACUUUUGCACAGGACCAACACAGCAGCUACAAACCGCCGGUCUUUCGCUAUCCGAGCGUAGAUGCCGAGUCCGUCAGGCGAAACCAUGCUGAGUCGUGGGAUGGCGCUACCCGGUUGACUUAUAGAUUUUUGACUAAUAUUCUGAAGAAGAAGAGCAGGAUGAGGAUGAGGACGAAUGACAGCAGGUAAAGAAAAGUGAUAGCUGUGUACUAGUAGUCGCUUUUCAAUAUGGUCAUGACGUCGAACACUUUUUCGUCUUUCACCGGACGAGAAGAUCAAGGGAGACAACAUUGACUGCUCUCACACUGGUGCUGCAUCAUGCAACAAGACCCGAUUUAUUUUUGCUGCUUAUUCUAAGUACUGUACCACGACUUCGAAGAACCAACUUUGGAACGGCUCUUUGCUUGCCUAGCGUGCUUUG